This is a messenger RNA of Durio zibethinus, 3330 nucleotides long. Its product is annotated as calmodulin-binding transcription activator. The record is from RefSeq and is a predicted model, not a curated record. Lineage: Eukaryota; Viridiplantae; Streptophyta; Magnoliopsida; Malvales; Malvaceae. Gene Ontology annotation, cellular component: nucleus. Gene Ontology annotation, molecular function: transcription coregulator activity; protein binding; double-stranded DNA binding. Gene Ontology annotation, biological process: regulation of transcription by RNA polymerase II.
CAAAUAAUAAAAUAACAAAAGUUAUUCCUUCUUUUUAUAAUAUUUUUAUAAUCAGCUCUUACCCUCCUCAGCUCUCUUAAUUUUCCUCAACUUUUGCUUUAGACUUCCAUUUUCCAAGCUUGAAAGCCAACCUUCGCUUCGAAACAAGAGUUGCUUAAACUCGGAGACCGAUUUCGGCGAUGGACGGUGGCGGUUCCGGCCGACUCGUCGGCACCGAGAUUCAUGGAUUCCAUACAUUGGAAGAUUUGGAUGUUCAAAAUAUGAUGGAAGAAGCCAAGUCAAGAUGGCUACGUCCAAAUGAAAUUCAUGCUAUGCUUUACAACCACAAUUAUUUCACCAUCAAUGUGAAGCCAGUGAACUUGCCCAAAAGUGGUGCCAUUGUAUUGUUUGACCGAAAGAUGCUCAGAAACUUCCGAAAAGAUGGCCAUAACUGGAAAAAGAAAAAGGAUGGGAAGACUGUUAAAGAAGCUCAUGAACACUUAAAAGUUGGUAAUGAAGAAAGGAUUCAUGUAUAUUAUGCACAUGGACAAGAUAACCCAACCUUUGUUCGCAGGUGUUACUGGCUGCUGGAUAAGACUCUGGAACACAUAGUUCUUGUUCACUAUCGCGAAACACAGGAGUUGCAGGGUUCUCCAGCCACACCUGGGAAUUCAAAUUCUAGUUCAAUAACUGAUCAGUCUACUUCUUUGCUUCCUACAGAAGAGUUUGAUUCUGGAACUGGUAAUGCAUUUUAUGAAGAACCCAGUGAUAGUGUUAAGGCCAGAAAUCACGAAAUGACACUUCAUGAGAUUAAUACGCUUGAAUGGGAUGAACUUCUGGUGACAAAUGAUACUAAUGGCUCAACUGUAUCUAAAAGAGACAAGAAUUCUUGCUUUGACCAACAGAACCAAAUAACAGUAAAUGGCUUCCCAAAUUAUGGUGCCCCUAUCUCAGCCUAUAAUUUAUCAACAGAAUUUUCAUUGCUUGGUAAUUUAGUUGAGCCAGUUGCUCAGAGUGGUAAUGCUUAUCUCAACACCCCAGAAGGUGUUUGUCAUCUGGUAUCAGGCGGCCAAGGAAAUUCUAAUGUGCAGAGGAAGGACUCUAGUCCCAUAGGGCCUGGUGAAUCGUUGGACUUUUUGUUGAAUGAUGGUUUACAAAGUCAGGACAGUUUUGGAAGGUGGUUGGACUAUAUUGUGACUGAAUCCCCAGGUUCAGUGGGUGAUCCUUUGCUAGAAUCAUCAAUUUCAUCUGGUCAAGACUCCACCUCUCCAGAGCAAAUAUUUAGCAUAACUGAAGUCUCACCUGCAUGGGCUUAUUGUACUGAAAAGACAAAGAUUUUAGUCACUGGAGUCUUUCAUCGAGCUUACCAACAUCUUGCUAAGUCCAAUUUGUUUUGUGUGUGUGGUGACGUAAGUAACCCUGCAGAAAUUAUUCAGGUUGGGGUUUAUCGAUGUUUUUUAUCACAACAUUCCCCAGGACUAGUAAAUCUGUAUAUGAGUCGUGAUGGACAUAAACCCAUCAGCCAAGUUCUUGGUUUUGAGUAUCGUGCGCCUUUAGUGCAUGACCUGAUAGUUCCUCCAGAAGAUGAGUCUAGGUGGGAGGAGUUCCAAUUGCAGAUCAGGCUCGCUUAUUUGCUCUUCUCUACUUCCAAGAGCCUUAACAUUCUAUCAGGUAAAGUGUCAGCAAAUUCCCUGAAGGAGGCUAAGACAUUUGCUCAAAAGACUACUAACAUAUCCAAUAGCUGGACAUAUUUGAUUAAGUCAAUUGAACAAAACCGAGCUUCACUUACACAAGCAAAAGAUAGUUUAUUUGAAAUUGCUUUAAAGAACAGGCUAAAGGACUGGCUGUUGGAAAGAAUAAUUGAAGGCUGUAAAACAACUGAAUAUGAUGCUCAAGGUCAAGGAGUGCUUCAUUUGUGUGCCAUUCUUGGUUAUACUUGGGCUAUUUAUCUAUUUUCAUGGUCUAGCUUGUCACUGGAUUUUCGUGAUAAACAUGGAUGGACGGCUCUUCAUUGGGCAGCGUAUUAUGGGCGGGAAAAAAUGGUUGCUGUUCUUUUAUCUGCAGGGGCAAAGCCGAAUUUGGUGACAGACCCCACAACCCAAAAUCCAGGUGGUUGCACUGCUGCUGAUCUUGCAUCUUUGAAGGGUUAUGAUGGGCUAGCUGCUUAUCUUUCAGAAGAGGCUCUAGUAGCACACUUCAAUGAUAUGGCUGUAGCUGGAAAUACUAGUGGCUUUCUGCAAACCAGUAAAACAGAGGCAACGAGCCUCAUUAACCUUAACGAAGAUGAACUAUAUUUGAAGCAAACUUUAGCAGCUUAUAGGACAGCUGCUGAUGCGGCUGCACGCAUACAGACUGCAUUCAGGGAGCACUCCUUAAAAGUACGAACCAAAGCAGUUGAGUCAUCCAAUACAGAGGAUGAAGCACGAAGUAUAGUUGCAGCUCUGAAGAUUCAACAUGCCUUUCGCAACUAUGAGACUAAAAAAAAGAUGGCUGCUGCUGCCCAUAUCCAAUAUAGGUUUCGUACUUGGAAAAUGCGUAAAGAUUUUCUUAAUAUGCGCCGCCAGGCUAUCAAAAUCCAAGCAGCUUUCCGAGGCCUCCUAGUAAGGAAGCAGUACCGUAAGAUUCUCUGGUCAGUUGGUGUGGUUGAGAAAGCAAUUCUGCGAUGGCGAUUAAAGAGAAAAGGUUUACGAGGGCUAAAAGUUAAAAUAGUAGAAGCAGUUCCAGCGCAAAGUCAGGAAAGUGACGCAGAAGAGGACUUCUACAGAACCAGCCGAAAACAAGCUGAAGAACGUGUUGAGAAAGCUGUUGUACGUGUUCAGACUAUGUUCCGCUCAAAGAAAGCACAGCAGGAAUACCGGAGAAUGAAGUUGGCUCGUGAUGUAGCAGCGUUGGAAUAUGAAAGCCUUCUCGACCCUCCUUCGAAUAUGGAUACUGGAAGAUAUUGAAGAUUAGAAUGAUCACACCUAGGUAUAAGAGUGAGUAACCCUAGGGAGCUGUAUAUUUGUAAAUGCAACUGAUUUCUUCUGGUCCUCUUUUAAAUUUUUUCAGAUUUUAAAGGGGUGGUAAGUUAUUGCGGAUCCUUAGUCUUGUCGUUUUGGGUUUUGAGUGUUAAGACCUAGGUGAAACUUGGAUACAAGAUAUAAGCCAAUGUCCCUCUUGUUGUAUGUAUGCAUUGCAUUAUCAUUUAGCUGUAGAUUAGGGUACUAGAUUUCUCAUGUCUGGAGGAUGUUUAUACCUUGAUGUUAGCAUUCUUCUUGGUGCAGGGCUGGCUGUUCUUUGCUAAUGAACAAGUUUAAUGUGCCUUUGAUAUGGGCCUUUUUAAAUUAGAAAAUCAAGCAAUAUAUAUAUCUA